Scedosporium apiospermum is the source of this 372-nucleotide messenger RNA. RefSeq lists its product as uncharacterized. Gene Ontology annotation, biological process: negative regulation of apoptotic process; protein stabilization. The record is from RefSeq and is a predicted model, not a curated record. Lineage: Eukaryota; Fungi; Ascomycota; Sordariomycetes; Microascales; Microascaceae. Bases 1 to 372 code for a protein of 123 amino acids. The transcript has 2 exons.
AUGACCGCCAAACCCACCCAAAACCCCGACCAGGAGGAGGAGACCCCAGUCGCCAAGUCCGCCGAGGACCGCAAGGCCGCCAACGCCCUCGCCCACCUCGACGCCCGCGACGAAUCCUCUGCCGCGAGCAACGUCGACCAAGAUGCCGUGAGCGCCGCUAUGAAGACGCUCGGUGGCGGUGCGGCUGGUGCCGGCGGGGCUGGCGCGAAGGGCUUGCCUGUUAGGAAUAAGAACGUGAAGGUGGAUCAGGCGGAUGUUGCGUUAUUGGUCGAGGAACUGGACCUUCCAAAGGCGAAGGCGGUGGAUCUGCUCAAGGCGCACGAGGGCGAUGCUGUUGCGGCCAUGAAGGCGUAUGUGCAGAUUAGGGUAUAG